AUGGGAAACAGCAAAAGCAGCGCUUUGUCCAAGGAGAUUCUGGAGGAUCUAAAAUUGAACACCAAAUACAGUGAGGCUGAGCUCAGCGCCUGGUACACCACCUUCCUGAAGGAGUGUCCUAGUGGGCGCAUUACUAAGGAGCAGUUUGAGGGCAUCUAUGCCAGCUUUUUUCCCGACGCCGACCCCACUGCGUACGCCAGGCACGUUUUCCGCAGCUUUGACCUCAACGCCGAUGGCACGCUGGAUUUUAAGGAGUACAUAAUUGCACUGCAUUUAACCUCCUCAGGCAAAACUCUGCACAAACUCGAGUGGGCUUUUGCUCUGUAUGACGUUGAUGGCAAUGGAACCAUCAGCAAAAAUGAGGUUCAGGAGAUUGUGAAGGCAAUUUUCAAUAUGAUUCCUGUUGAGGACCAGACAAAACUUCCAGAGGAUGAGAACACACCAGAAAAGAGAGCAGACAAAAUAUGGAACUUUUUCCAAAAGAAAGAAAAUGAUAAGAUCGCAGAGGGUGAGUUCAUUCAGGGAGUGAUGGACAACAAAGACAUUUUGAGGUUGAUUCAGUUUGAUGAGCCAAAGAAGAUACAGGACAAACUGAAGGAGAAGAAAUUAUAA
Molecule: messenger RNA, 612 nt
Organism: Hemibagrus wyckioides
Lineage: Eukaryota; Metazoa; Chordata; Actinopteri; Siluriformes; Bagridae
Gene: rcvrna
Product: recoverin a
Exons: 3
Coding region: 1-612 (203 amino acids)
Molecular function (GO): calcium ion binding
Source: RefSeq, a predicted model, not a curated record